Cladophialophora bantiana CBS 173.52 is the source of this 516-nucleotide messenger RNA. RefSeq lists its product as uncharacterized. The coding region runs from base 1 to 516 and encodes 171 amino acids. Lineage: Eukaryota; Fungi; Ascomycota; Eurotiomycetes; Chaetothyriales; Herpotrichiellaceae. The transcript is spliced from 2 exons. The record is from RefSeq and is a predicted model, not a curated record.
AUGGAUAAUGAUUUUUUUAAUUCCAGUGUUUUCGAGCUGGACCAGGCUCCUGUCGGCCAUUCUUUCACUUCAGGCGUGAUUCCCUCCACUAGAGAUGUCUCGCAGGGGAGGUUUCAGAACCCCGAAUGUGCAACGGACACCUACGAGCCCGCUCGAGACCGGCGAACGACGAAUCAGACCCGGAAGGGCGCGACACAGCAGUUCAAAGCCUCUACGCGCGUUCCCCCGUCUCGCCUAAAGUCCGGGAAUUGGGAUGUGGCACAGCGAGCGCCACAAGUGCGGAACAUGAUAGAUGAAAGGAUUGAUGACUUAGAGAAAAUACAGGCCCACAUACUGGAAGAACUACAACAACUACAACACAAACUUGAUCGAAUCGAGACAAAAUUGGCCGAGUGGCAGAAAACGCGGCAGGAAAGUGAAAGCAGUAGUGAGAUGAUGAUGCAAGUCGCUCAGGCAGCCAGUGUGGCACUUAAUUCUGUUCUGGGGAACCCGUUGGCAUCCAACACAGCUGAUUAA